This is a messenger RNA of Anopheles funestus (African malaria mosquito), 1514 nucleotides long. Its product is annotated as sister chromatid cohesion protein DCC1. The transcript has 3 exons. The record is from RefSeq and is a predicted model, not a curated record. NCBI's taxonomy places the organism in Eukaryota, Metazoa, Arthropoda, Insecta, Diptera, Culicidae. Bases 232 to 1491 code for a protein of 419 amino acids. Gene Ontology annotation, cellular component: Ctf18 RFC-like complex; nucleus; chromatin. Gene Ontology annotation, biological process: maintenance of mitotic sister chromatid cohesion; mitotic sister chromatid cohesion.
UUGGAGUGAAAUUGUGUUUUUUGUUUCGAUAAUUAAAACAUAAGCAACAAAUUUAAACCGAUUUUUCAAAUCGAAUUGUUGCGCGAGCCACCCUGUGUACUCUGUGAACGUGCUCCAGGUUACAAGCGUGCACACGAGAUGACGUUUCGUAAGCGCGCCAAUGCUUCUGUUUUGAUUUUGUUUCACCAACGAGAAUUGUUCAAACGAUUUAACAUAUUGUAGAAUAUUAACAUGAUUUACAGUCAAGACUACGCCCGCUCCAUUGACGAUGUGCGCACAAUUGUUCGGCACGCGAAACUCGACCACAAAAAUCUUACCAACAUUGGCCAGGCAAUAUAUUACCCGGCGGGGAACGAGGGACAUGAUCCGGGCAACGUAAAGUUGCUCGAGGUGGAUGAGCACAUUCUGGAGGAGAUUAAAAACGGCAAGGAAGUGUGUUUCAAGGGUGCAUUGAACGAGAAGGUUGUUUUCUGCACCGAAUCGCGUACCUACGAGGUGAAGGAGGCGGAAAUAUCGAACAGUUUGCUGUUGGUGAAGGAUCUAAAGCUCGCACAAGCCACGAGCCGCUCACCGAUCAAAAGCCCCAAAAGUGGCGUCAACACAUCGAUGGACAGCAGCAUAGAGGAGGAGGAUCCCGAAACGAUCGACACGAUCGAUGAAGUGGAGCGGAAGGAUGUGGUGAAAAUAUUCCACAAUUACUUCGAGCUGCGGUCGGUAAAGCCAAAGUAUCGUAAAAUUAUCGAUCUGCUUCGUUUGACCCGAUACGCCGGUCCGGAGAAUGAGCAUCUCAUCGAUCGGUCGUUGCUGUUCCGGUUUAAGCAGUUGCUCGAUACGGUGCAGUGCAGCAGGGACGAGUUUCAAGAAGGGCUUAAACUAUAUCGAGCCAUUGAGAUCGACGAUCGUGUACGAAUGUUGGACCUAGAAUACGAAUAUAGAGUACUCACAUUGCUUUUAUCCGUGGUAUCGGAAAACUCUUGGGAACCAGACGCAAUCGACAAGGAAGUAACGCUGGAAGCGAUGCAAGGCAUCAUUCCUUACGAGGUAGUGGAUGGCAUGUUCGAUGUAUACACCUGCCGUAGUGAACGCAUUCCGGAUCGGUUCCAAUACCGGGAGGAUCUCGUGUGCGCUCUGUUUGCCGAAAAGAUCCUCCAGCACGGAUUGAAGUUUCACAUCGACGAAUUUCUCGUCACCUGGCAGGAAGCGCUUCCAGAGGGUUUCGAGGCAAACGACCAGUAUUUGCGUGGGAUCGGCAUCAUCGAUCGGGAGAGCAGUGUUCCUUGUGUACGCGGAUUGAACGAAGCAGAUCUACCGAUGAAUAUACUUGGCCGGCUCGAUUUACUGUUCCGGACGAAAGAACGGUGGAACUUGGAACAGAUCGAACCGUACAUCGAAUGCUUCGCAACACCUACGGUCGGUGUUACCUCCAUACUGGCCAAGUACACACGUUCGCUUGUCGUGAAAGGUGUUCGAAUGUAUGUAUCAAAGCAUUAAAAUGGUGAAGAGAUGUGCUCUGU